GGCUCUAAGGGGCGGUGUAGCCGGCGGCUGGAGGCAGGCAGUGGUGGCGGAAGAGGCUAGGCGGCAGAUGGCGGCUGGGGCUCGGAAGCCUGUGUAAGCCUCCCCUUCUGUCCGAAGCCCUCACUGGCUCUCCCUCCCCCGGCCGCUCUUCCACCCGACACCCCACAGGGCCGCAGUGUGAUGACAAGUCCUGAGGAGGCGUUUCUGGCCUCGGAAAAUCAUUGUUAGGAGAGAUUCACAAUGACGUCCUUUCAAGAAGUCUCACAGACUUCCAACUUUGCCCAUGUCAUCUUUCAAAAUGUGGCCAAGAGUUAUCUUCCCAAUGCACACCUGGAGUGUCAUUACACCUUAACUCCGUAUAUCCAUCCACAUCCAAAAGACUGGGUCGGUAUAUUCAAGGUUGGGUGGAGUACUGCUCGUGAUUAUUACACAUUUUUAUGGUCCCCUAUGCCUGAACAUUAUGUAGAAGGAUCAACAGUCAAUUGUGUAUUAGCAUUUCAAGGAUAUUACCUUCCAAAUGAUGAUGGAGAAUUUUAUCAGUUCUGUUACGUUACCCAUAAGGGUGAAAUCCGUGGAGCAAGUACACCUUUCCAGUUUCGGGCGUCUUCUCCGGUGGAAGAACUGCUCACUAUGGAAGAUGAAGGAAAUUCUGACAUGCUGGUGGUGACCACCAAAGCCGGCCUUCUUGAGUUGAAAAUUGAGAAAACCAUGAAAGAAAAAGAAGAACUGUUGAAGUUAAUUGCUGUUCUGGAGAAAGAAACAACACAACUUCGAGAACAGGUUGAAAGAGUGGAAAGAGAACUUAACCAGGAAAAAGAAAGGUGUGACCAGCUGCAGGCCGAGCGGAAGGAACUUACUGAAGUUUCAGAAAAUUUAAAAAUGGAAAAUGAAGAACUUAAGAGGAGAUACAAUUAUGCUACAUCCAAAGCUGUGAAGCUUGAGGAAGAUAUUGUGUUAGUGACGAAUAAAGCGAUUGAAAAGGAAACUGAGUUGGACAGUUUGAAGGACAAACUCAGGAAGGCACAGUGUGAACGAGAACAACUUGAAUAUCAGCUGAAGACAGAAAAGGAUGAGAAGGAGCUUUAUAAGGUACAUUUGAAGAACAGAGAAAUAGAAAACACCAAACUUGUGUCAGAGGUCCAGACGUUAAAGAAUUUAGAUGGAAACAAGGAGAACAUGAUCACUCAUUUCAAAGAAGAGAUCGGCAGGCUGCAGUUCUGCUUGGCUGAGAAGGACAGCAUGCAGCGGGCCUACUUGCUCACCACGGCGAGUAAGGAAGAUACACUGACUUUAAAGGAGCAGCUUCGUAAAGCGGAGGAGCAGAUUCAGGCAAGCCGCCAGGAAGCCGCCUUUCUGACGAGGGAGCUCAGCGAUGCCGUGACCGUGCGAGAUCAGACCAUGGCGGACCUGCACGCGGCGCGCCUGGAGAGCGAGCGGGUCCGGAAGCAGCUGGCCGACGCCGUGGCCGAGCUGAAGCUGGGUGCCGCGAAGAGAGACCAGGAGAAGACGGACACACUGGAACACGAGCUGAGGAGAGAAGUUGAAGACCUGAAACUGCGUCUUCAGAUGGCAGCGGAUCAUUACAAAGAAAAAUUCAAAGAAUGCCAGAGGCUCCAAAAACAAAUAAAUAAGCUUUCAGACCAGUCAGCCAACAGCAACAAUGUCUUUACAAAGAAAAUGGGGAACCAGCAGAAAGUGAAUGAUGCCUCCAUGAACACAGACCCAGCUACUGCUGCCUCUCCUGCAGGUGUGAAGCCACUGCCUCCUGCAGAGUCAGAUUUUGACAUUGUAACAAAAGGGCAAGUCUGUGAAAUGACCAAAGAAAUUGCUGACAAAACAGAAAAGUAUAAUAAAUGUAAACAACUCUUGCAGGAUGAGAAAACAAAGUGCAAUAAAUAUGCUGAUGAACUUGCAAAAAUGGAGCUGAAAUGGAAAGAACAAGUAAAAAUUGCUGAAAAUGUAAAACUAGAACUAGCUGAAGUAGAGGACAAUUACAAACUUCAGUUGGCAGAGAAAGACAAAGAGAUAAAUGGUCUAACCUCGCAUUUGGAAAGCCUCUCCCGGGAGCAGGAACUUAAAAGGAGUCUAGAAAAUCAAGCAGAAGGGAAAAUGGAAGGUCAGAAUUCCCAGAGCCCCCCUCCGAUGCCGCAGGGUCUCAGCACGUGCUCUGAGCAGAGCGGCCACGUUCCGGCGGUUCCAGACUCGCAGCCCGUCCUGCAGUAUGGGAAUCCUUACGCAGCACAGGAAGCUAGAGAUGGAGCAGAUGGUGCUUUUUACCCAGAUGAGAUCCAGAGGCCACCCGUGCGAGCGCCCUCCUGGGGGCUGGAGGAUACGGUCGUCUGCAGCCAGCCUGCUCGGAACCUCAGCCGGCCUGACGGCCUGGAAGACCCCGAGGAUAGCAAGGAGGCCGAGGUUGUGCCCACCGCACCCGACCGACCAAGUCAGCAUUUGCAUGGGCAUGGAGCGGGCUUCUGCUUCGAUUCCAGCUUCGACGUCCACAAGAAGUGCCCCCUCUGUGAGCUGAUGUUCCCCCCCAACUACGACCAGAGCAAGUUCGAGGAGCACGUGGAGAGCCACUGGAAGGUGUGCCCCAUGUGCAGCGAGCAGUUCCCGCCCGACUACGACCAGCAGGGCUUCGAGCGGCACGUGCAGACCCACUUCGACCAGAACGUUUUGGAUUUUGACUAGUUCCUUUUCCUUGUGAGUUAACCGCACAGCUUAGCGGUGUAAAGAGAGGUCUCCAGCCGCCCACUAGGGGGCACACAGGCGGUCACUUCCCUGCCCCCCUACGGUACUUCUCUGACCAGCGUCCCCUGGAGUCGGGUGUUACUAGGUAGGGCCGGCCUUUGGCUUAUCAAUAAAUAGGAUUCUAACCUCUUUUUCUUAACUGCUUAAGAAAAGACGUUCUUGGGUGUUUGUAUUUUUAUUUAUUCCCCAAUUUGCAAAAUAUAUGACUUAAGGAAACAAGGAUUAUUUUAAUGUUGCUGCACUGAAAAAAUAUGUACUUUUAGUGUGUUAUUUAGCGGAAUAUUUGCAAGUUUCUGUUGACCUUGGUGAUUGAGCAUGACUACUAAUAUUAUGUAAUAAAAAGCAUUUAUCACGAAUCUUGCAAAGCGAUUCGUUAAAUACAGAAAAUUGCAUAAUUUUGCCCAUGAAAUGGCGUUUCCUCUUUAACUCGCUUUGGAAAUGGAGCCGUAUGUAGGAGAGCGCAGGCUUGCAGUACAGCAAAUGUAACCUUUGUACAUCGGACACGUGUGCUUUAGGACUUCACGGGAAGCACGUGUUGCUAACUGGCUCUGGUAAAGCAUCGUCAGGUUCUGUCCCUGUCGCGUGGGGCAGCGGAGCCGGGUGAGCCCGCACGGUUGCCCCACGUCACCUCUGCGUGGUGGUUUGUGGCAUCAGGUCCCAGAGAGUGUGUCCUGGCUUUGUUCACCUCUUCCUAAUGGGAGUAUGACUUUGAAAUAUCAUUCUCAGUAAUUAAAAAUGUAACCCACACUCAGAUCAAGGCAGUAUGUUUGUUUUGUCUCUGCUGUGUAUAGUAUUCUCAUUAAUAUUAAAGAGGGCACAUUUUUG
Messenger RNA from Phyllostomus discolor (pale spear-nosed bat), 3573 nucleotides. It is a transcript of the gene TAX1BP1, whose product is annotated as Tax1 binding protein 1. The record is from RefSeq and is a predicted model, not a curated record. The coding region runs from base 241 to 2688 and encodes 815 amino acids. The transcript is spliced from 19 exons. Gene Ontology annotation, biological process: negative regulation of apoptotic process. NCBI's taxonomy places the organism in Eukaryota, Metazoa, Chordata, Mammalia, Chiroptera, Phyllostomidae.